AUGUUUCCCCCUUGGGCCAGUCCCCCCGAUCGUUCCUUCAGCGGGGGAAAUCAGCGCCGACCCAGCAAAUCUGGUUCUCCGUCUGUGCCCCCUGCCAGGCGUCGCUGUCGCGCGCGAGGGCCGGAGUCGCCGACUGCACCGCGGCUGUCAUCGAGUGCGGGCGGAGCGGGCAGUGGCAGCGUGCGUGGUCGUUGCUGGGAGAGCUGCGGGAGGCCAAGCUGGAGCCCGGCGUCGCCCGACUGUCUGCUACAGCGCCGGGAUCAGCGCGUGCCAAAAAGUCGGGCGCUGGCUGGACGCGCUGGCGCUGCUCGGCGAGGUGUGGAGUGUGGAGCUGGAGCCGAACCCGUAGUCUGCUACAGUGCCGCGAUCAGCGCGUGCGGGAAAGGUGGGCAGUGGCAGCAUGCACUGUCGCUGCUAGGCGAGAUGCGGGAGGUUGAGCUCCAGCCCAACGUCAUCAGCUACGGCGCUGGAAUCAGCGCGUGCGAGAAGGGUGGGCACUGGCUGCAGGCGCUGUCGUUGCUCUACGACAUGUGGAAUACCGUUCUCGAGGCGAACGUCAUCAGCUACAGCGCCGCGAUCAGCGCCUGCGAGAAGGGCGGGCAGUGGCUGCUGGCGCUGUCGCUGCUCGGCGAGAUGCUGCAGACGAGGCUGGAGCCCAACAUCGUCAGCUACAAUGCCGCGGUGAGCGCCUGCGGGAAGGGCGGGCAGUGGCGGCCAGCGCUGGCGCUGCUCGGCGAGGCGCGGGGGGCCGCGCUGGAGCCAGACGUCGUCAGCUACAGCGCCGCGAUCAGCGCGUGCGAGAAGGGCGGCCAGUGGGAGCGGGCGCUGACGCUGCUCCAGGCCCUGCGUGGGGCGGGGCUGGAGCCAAACGUCACCUUCUACAGCGCCGGAAUCAGCGCGUGUGAAAAAUGUGGACAAUGGCAGCAGGCACUGUCGUUGCUCAGAGAGGCGUGGGCGGUGAAGUUGAAGCCCAAUGCAGUCAGCUACUGCGCCGGAGUCAGCGCGUGCGGGAAGGGUGCGCAGUGGGAGCCAGCGCUGUCGCUGCUCAGGGAGAUGCGUGAGGUGACGUUGAAUCAAGGCAUCGUCAGCUACAGCGCCGCAAUCAGCGCGUGCGAGAAAGGUGGGCAGUGGCAGCAGGCGCUGUAUCUGCUCGGCGAGAUGCGAGGCGUGAAGGUGGACGCCAGCGUCAUCGACUAUAACGCUGGGAUCAGCGCGUGCGAGAAAUGUGGGCAGUGGCAGCAGGCGUUAUCGUUGCUCAGCCAGUUGCCGAAUUUGGCGCUGAAGCCUGAUGUGAUCAGCUACAGCGCUGUUGUUAGCGCGUGCGAGAAAGGCGAACAGUGGCUCCAGGCGCUGUCGUUGCUCAGGGAGCUGUCGAAGGUGCGGCUGCAGCCGAGCACCGUCAGCUACAGCGCGGGGAUCAGCGCGUGCGAGAAGUGCGGCCAGUGGGAAAGGGCGCUGUGCCUGCUCGGGGAGCUGCGCGAGGUGAGGCUGGAGCCAGACAUCCGCGGGUCAUCUACAACUCGGGGAUCAGCGCGUGCAAAGGCGUGCCGUGGCAGCAGGCGCUGUCGCUACUCAGGGAACUGCGGGCCGUGA
Messenger RNA from Prorocentrum cordatum, 1593 nucleotides. Lineage: Eukaryota; Dinophyceae; Prorocentrales; Prorocentraceae. The record is from the annotation of a GenBank genome assembly.